Oldenlandia corymbosa var. corymbosa is the source of this 763-nucleotide messenger RNA. The record is from the annotation of a GenBank genome assembly. NCBI's taxonomy places the organism in Eukaryota, Viridiplantae, Streptophyta, Magnoliopsida, Gentianales, Rubiaceae.
CAUAAUUGGUUUAGGAUUUAGAAUCGGAUUUUCUAAUCACAUUCCUAAUCAGAUUGAUAAAAUAAGGCGAAUCUCUUUUCUUUGAUGCGAUCGGGUGAUUUACUCUUACUCUAUAUAUUUAAACAAGAUCAGUGAGAUCGUAGAAGAAUUUGCAAAUAUGACUACCGGAGCGAGACCCACAUGGGUGGCAGCUAAAGGAGGAAACAAGCGAGGCGGCAACAUAUGUCCCUCUAGGAAGUAUUCUUCCAGGGACAUGGCCUCUCACACCACCUUAAAACCUAGGAGAGAGGGACAAGACACCCAGGAUGAGCUUCAGACACGGAAUCUCCAACGAGAAUUAGAUGGCCGGGAGCGGAGGAAAGACAUUAAUGAUCAAGAUCAUUGUCUGGUUACAAGCGAUCUUGAUGCUGAUGCUGAUUCUGAUGGCAACAACAUUACCAGUGACGAGGAUGAAGAUGAAGAUGAAGACGAAAAUGAAGCUCUGUAUGCUGAGUUGGCAAAGAUGGAGAAAGAAAGAAGAGAAGACAAAGCCAACAAAGAUGCUCAGGAGGAGUUGUUGAAGAAGAAUGGGAACCCUCUGCUAACUAGUUAUGACAAUCCAACAUCUUUCAGUGUUGUGGUAAAGAGAAGGUGGGAUGAUGACGUGGUUUUCAAGAACCAGGCUCGCAAUGGUGGUCAUGGAGUUAAGACGUCCAAGCGGUUUGUUAAUGACACGAUUAGGAACGAUUUCCAUACAAAAUUCUUACGCAAGUACAUGCAUUAA